UGUAGUUUCCUGUGUGAGACACUUUAGAAAGAAAAACAUGCCAUCCACCCGCUCCCAGAAACAAGCAGUCCAGUCUCCAUCUACCAGGAUGAGUUUGAGGAGCUUCCGCAGCAUCCCGCUGGUUCCCAUGGAGACUUCCUCCUCUUCCUCUGAUGACAGCUGCGACAGCUUUGGCUCUGAUGGAGGCUUUGCAAAUACGAGGAGCGGCUUAAGACAGACGAGGAGGAUGGCAGAGAAAUCAAAGGUGUUUGAGGCCACAUCAGAGGAAGAUACAUGCAGCGGGUUUGAGAAUGUGAUCAACAGUCAGAUGAAAGCCAUGAAAGUAAACUCUCAACCUCUGAGACGUGGCCGCAAGUCUAGCGUCCUGAAGGUUGCAAUGACGUUCCCCACCAGGAAGACGGGCAAGAAGAGGCCUGCAUCUGAACCACUCCCUCAGACUAAGACACCAGACUCCGACUCUGAGGAAGAUUUGAACUUCAUGACCAAGAGAGCUAUGAAUAUAAAGGAGAACAAAGAAAUGCUUGCAAAGCUAAUGGCAGAGCUGAACAAAGUAUCUGGACCCUUCCCGAGACGGAUGGCAAUGUCAGCAUCAACUACGCCCCGGCAAGCACCUCGGCGGUCCUUGGGGACUCCAGCAGUUUGUAGGAGAAACCCAGAGCGUUUGUCCCGACCCCACACGAGGUCCCGCACACUGGUGGAUGGACCCCCCAGCCCGACUCUAGAGGAUGAGCCUGAGGAUAAGUUCAGCCUGGUUCGCAAAAGUCGCUUCUAUGAGGAAGUGGAUGAGCCUCCUCGACGCCGUUCCUUCAACGGUUCGAAGUCCAUCCCUCAUGAAGUGCGGCCUGUGGAGGACAUCACAGAGGCUGAGCUGCAGAACAUCUGCGGGAACGUGCGAGAGAAAGUCUACAACAGCGCCACUGGAAGCACUUGCCACCAGUGCCGUCAGAAAACAAUCGACACCAAAACAAACUGUCGUAAUCCAGAGUGUCUGGGGGUAAGGGGUCAGUUCUGUGGCCCGUGUCUCCGUAACCGGUACGGAGAGGAGGUCCGAGAUGCUCUGCUGAAUCCGGAGUGGCACUGCCCGCCAUGCAGAGGGAUCUGUAACUGCAGCUUCUGUCGGGCCCGAGAAGGCCGCUGUGCUACUGGAGUGUUGGUUUACCUGGCGAAAUAUCAUGGCUAUGAUAACGUUCACGCCUACCUGAAGAGCUUGAAGAAAGAGAUGGAAAGCGAACAGAGUAGCAAUUGAAAUGUGGCAAAAGAAGCUGCUCUGACUUAUCCGGACCUGACUGACAUGCUUUAUAAUACAACGGUUACUGUUCCUGUUUGUGACAUUUCAUAGUUAAACAUUCACUGAUAUCUAGAGGACACAAUUGUUUCCAGUGUAAAGUUUGUUGUCCCAGAUAUUUUUUUCUGAUCUGUUUUUAUAAAAUGAGACUUCACAUGAAGGCUGGUUGAUUGGUUGCUAAAUUAGAGCACACAAAAAAAAUGAAAAGUGUCAACCAUAAUUUGGCAAACUGUCUGACCAGCCUUUUAUAAGCUUAAUGUUCGUUGAUUGCAUUAGCCUAGGAUGUACAUAUCUUUUAACAGCUGAAUUGUACCUGCUCAAAAAAAAAAUCUUGUUUAGAGCCACAGUAUUUUACAUUGUUUUAAAUGUAUAUAUUUUACAGCCUGCUUGGACAUGAAUUUGCUUGUAGGGGAUCAAUCUUUGUGCCUUUUUUGUUUGUUUUUUUUCGAGUUGAAAAUUUAUGCUUGUGUUUUUACAAGUUGCGAAACCUUUCGUAAAUCAGCUAAACGUUUAAAUGUUAAAACAUAUUUGCUUUACUUGGGAUAUCCUGUAGAAGUGGCCCAAUAGUCUGCUUUCUGCCGAGGUGGUGCAGGUGGAAAGGGCAUAGAUCGGGGUCCACUGCCUCUCACUUCUAAACCGAGAGGAACUGUGAUAUACUACAGCGCCUGGUUAAAUAUCCUUCAUUAGAUAACUGUCACUAAUGGUGUGGAAACAAUUAGCACACUCUAAUGGGAAUCUCAUACCUGUAAAUCAUUUUAUCCUGUUAAAGCACAUUCUCGCUCUGCUCCAGUCUCUUUGGCUCAUUUCUGCCUUACUCUGUUAAGUAGGAAUGGUUGAAGGUGCCACUGAAGUGGCAAUAGAGUUAUGGCGUGCGUUUUCUGUUCAGAAGUGUGAUCCUCUACACAAAAUGACAUGAAAUUAACCUUUGUGUCGUUCAUCUCUGAAACGUACUUCAUCUGACCUGCAACAGGACAGACUCUGAUUAUAUGAUAUUGUUUCAAAAUAAUCAACGGUUGAGAUUUCUUCAAUGUAAUGGCAGGUGGAGGUUAUCAUAAAUGCCUCUCGUGUUUGUCAGCACUGCACUAAUAACAGGAAGAGUAAUGCUUAACUGCUGAUGGGAAAAUCUGUUAUGGUGAUGCUUGUUUUGUGCUUAAUGGGUUAACUGUACAUUUCCAUUAAAGAGGUAA
Scomber scombrus (Atlantic mackerel) is the source of this 2472-nucleotide messenger RNA. RefSeq names its product cell division cycle associated 7a (gene cdca7a). Gene Ontology annotation, cellular component: nucleus. Bases 38 to 1246 code for a protein of 402 amino acids. The transcript has 10 exons. Gene Ontology annotation, biological process: regulation of DNA-templated transcription. The record is from RefSeq and is a predicted model, not a curated record. NCBI's taxonomy places the organism in Eukaryota, Metazoa, Chordata, Actinopteri, Scombriformes, Scombridae.